Molecule: messenger RNA, 1609 nt
Organism: Manihot esculenta (cassava)
Lineage: Eukaryota; Viridiplantae; Streptophyta; Magnoliopsida; Malpighiales; Euphorbiaceae
Product: phosphatidylinositol transfer protein 3
Exons: 6
Coding region: 205-1251 (348 amino acids)
Molecular function (GO): phosphatidylinositol transfer activity
Source: RefSeq, a predicted model, not a curated record
GGUUUGUUAAACUAAUAUGCGCAUGUGUGUGGAUCCACAACUCAUGUUGUUUGAUCAAAAUCGUCAGGACCCAUUUUGCCCUUUUUUCGUUUGACCUGCUCUCUAUGGUUUUUUCUAGUUGAGGGAACCCACCCACCCCCUAAAGAAUCGCCACUUUCUCCCCAUUUCAGCCACCAAUUGCUGAAUCAGUCAGGGAAAAUUAAAAUGAGUGGGGGUCUAAAGAAAUCUCCUUCAAAUGGCUUUGAGAAUUCUUUGACACCUGAAGCGCAGCAGGCAAAGAUUAAUGAGGUGAGAAGGUUAGUGGGACCAUUGCCUGAGAAGUUGUCCAUUUAUUGUUCUGAUGCUUCAAUCUCAAGACAUCUAAGGGCACGAAACUGGAGCGUGAAAAAGACAACAAAAAUGCUUAAAGAGACCUUAAAAUGGAGAGCAGAAUAUAAACCAGAAGAAAUUCGCUGGGAAGAAAUUGCUCGUGAAGCAGAGACAGGAAAAAUCUACAGAUUAAAUUCUGUUGACAAGCAUGGGAGAACAGUUCUUGUUAUGCGACCCAGUUGUCAGAACACAAAAUCCACAAAAGGACAGAUUAGGUACUUGGUGUAUUGCAUGGAGAAUGCCAUUUUGAAUUUAUCUCCAGAUCAGGAGCAGAUGGUGUGGCUGAUUGAUUUCCAUGGAUUCAAUCUGUCACAUAUUUCACUGAAGGUGACAAAGGAAACAGCACAUGUUUUACAAGACCAUUAUCCAGAGCGGCUGGGUCUGGCAAUCCUAUAUAAUCCACCAAAGUUCUUUGAACCAUUUUGGAUGGCAGCAAAAGUGUUUCUAGAGCCCAAGACUUACAAUAAAGUCAAGUUUGUUUACUCUGAUGAAGUUAACACCAUGAAAAUAAUGGAAGAACUAUUUGAUAUGGACCAACUCGAGUCUGCAUUUGGGGGCAAAGAUAAUUCCGGUUUUGAUAUCAGUAAAUAUGCUGAGAGGAUGAAGGAGGAUGACAAAAGGAUGCCUUUACUUUGGACAGUAGGGAGUGAACCCUCAGCAAUGCCACAACCAGCCCUGACUUCUACUGCUUCCUUGGAUGUCAGCAUGGAAUCACAUUCUGAUGCUUCUGAAACUGAUGAAACAGACAGUUCUCAGCUUCACGGGAUAAGUACAGAAAUUGCCUCCAAUGAUGUCAAUACACCAGCUGUUGAUGGUGGCAGAAAUGGGUCAGAAAAUGUACAUGUUAACGUGAAAACCCAGGAAGACCAAGCACGUGCCUGACUAGUUAAGGUAUGAUGAUAAUAGUGUUGAUGUUAGCUGAGCUGACUAGUCAUCUUGGUGAGAGACUUAACAAAUGAUCUUUCCGUCGAGUUUAUGAAAUGACAUUUAGAAGAGACAUUAGAUGUAAUGAUUCAUGUGUAUGCAUUUUGGCUACUUUUGCAGUUAACUUGUUUGAGACCAGAUAAAUCCUAUGCUUAAAUAAAGAUGAUGCAGAAAAGAGAGUGCCAUAACCUAUAGAACCGGUAGGUUUUUCCUGAGAUCGGGUGGUACAAGAGUAUCUGCUACUUUGUUUACAUAGUUGUUGUAAUGAAACUUCAUUUCCCUUGUUUUAUUGAAAUCUGCUCCUUUUUUCUUUCAA